GGUUCUUUCGUUAAUCGUCACUAUAAAAAGCACCACCACUUUGCUGUUUUUCCCAUCCACAACACAACGAAGCAAUCACUAAUAUACUGUAGGGGUGGAAUUAGCAACAUGAAGGUGGUGCUUGCAAGUGUACUGCUUCUGUGCCUCUUACUUAGCUCAUCUUUCUUGGAUGUCUCAAUGGCUGGUUCUGAUUUUUGUGACAGCAAGUGUGGGGAGAGGUGCGCCAAGGCAGGAGUUAAGGACAGAUGCUUGAAGUACUGUGGAAUUUGCUGCCAAAAGUGUAAUUGCGUGCCGUCUGGUACUUACGGGAAUAAGGACGAGUGCCCUUGCUACAGGGACAUGAAGAACUCCAAGGGCCAGGGCAAAUGCCCUUAAUUGUUAUCUCUCUCUCUCUCAAAAAUUUUAAAUGUACCGAAAAUACUGAUGUUCUAGUUAUU
Arachis duranensis is the source of this 437-nucleotide messenger RNA. RefSeq names its product peamaclein. The record is from RefSeq and is a predicted model, not a curated record. The transcript has 2 exons. Bases 109 to 375 code for a protein of 88 amino acids. Lineage: Eukaryota; Viridiplantae; Streptophyta; Magnoliopsida; Fabales; Fabaceae.